AUUUCCGAGUUGGGACGGCGUCUCGUUAUCUAGACGGAGAAAUCGUACCCUCGUACAGUGACUGUAUUUACAGAAUGGAUUCAAUCAUUUCUGUAAUUGGAACCUAUGUUUCCUGGGAUCUCAAGAGUCUGCUGCUCUUCACUGCAGUUUUCAUCAUCACUGCAGACUAUAUUAAGAAUCGUCGGCCAGCAGGCUAUCCUCCAGGACCCCGGGGUCUACCAAUUAUGGGCAACCUAUUCACUAUAGAUCAGAACAGGGCCCAUGAGAGUAUGACACAGUUAGCAGAGACAUAUGGAAAUGUGUACAGUCUCCGGAUGGGACAGGAAUGGAUGGUGGUUUUAAACGGGUUUGAUAUUCUGAAAGAAGCUCUAGUGACGCAGGGAGACAGCCUGGCGGACCGCCCAGACCUUCCUUUUCAGACUGAUAUAGCACAUGGAUUAGGUGUCAUUACCAGUAGUGGAAACCUCUGGAAGCAGCAGAGACGCUUUGCACUUUCAACCCUUAGACAGUUUGGAUUUGGCAAGAAGUCACUUGAAUCUGUCAUCCUGGAUGAAUUUACAUAUUGUGCAAAAAACAUCAGAAGCUAUAAAGGUAAGCCAUUCAAUCCACACCUCAUCCUUAACAAUGCUGUCUCCAACAUCAUCUGCUCCCUGGUGUUCGGCCAUCGCUUUGAGUACGGUGAGGAGAAGUUCAUUAAAAUGAUGCAACUGUUUGACAAAGCGCUCCAGAUUGAAGGCUCCGUUUGGGCACAGCUUUAUAAUUCAUUUCCUGUCCUGAUGAGACGUUUACCAGGUCCGCAUCAGACUGGCAAGCAGAUGUGGAAUGAAGUGUUAGAUUUCAUACGAGUAGAGCUAAAUGAGCACAAGAAGACCUGGGAUCCCUCAGAAACACGUGACUACAUUGAUUGUUACCUCAGUGAGAUUCAAAUGAAUAAGGGGCAGGACAACAGCACUUUUGAUGAGGAAAAUCUGGUUAUUUGUGUUUUGGAUCUUUUCGUGGCUGGAUCUGAAACCACAUCCACCACCCUGCGCUGGGCUUUCCUCUACAUGGCAAAAUAUCCUGAGAUUCAGGAAAAGGUACAGGCUGAGAUAGACAGAGAGAUUGGAGAGUCCAGACAGCCAUCAAUGGAGGACCGUGCAAACCUGCCUUACACUGAUGCUGUUAUCCAUGAGAUCCAGAGGAUUUCAAACAUAGCUCCUCUUAGCGUGCCGCAUGUCACCAACAGAGAUGUCGAGCUGGGGGGAUACGCAGUCCCAAAGGGAGUUAUAGUAAUUGCCAAUUUGACAUCUGUGCUGUUCGACAAGAAAGAGUGGGAGACGCCUCACACCUUCAAUCCAAAUCACUUUCUGAAUGAGGAGGGCAAGUUUGUGAAACGAGCAGCUUUUCUGCCUUUCUCUCUUGGUAAGCGGGUGUGUCUUGGAGAGAGCCUGGCCAAGAUGGAGCUUUUCCUCUUCUUCACCUCCUUCAUGCAGCACUUCACAUUCUCCAUGCCUGCCGGGGUGAAGCCUGAUAUGGACUACCGCUUUGGGCUCACUCUGACACCGAAGAAUUAUGAAAUCUGCAUAACCCCACGUCAUUAGAAACUCUGAUAUAGUUCAGAGUUUCGAGAAUAUGAGAAGUUUAAUAGUUGAUCGCAUGUUUGAUCUGAAUUUCACUACACAUCAGUGAAAUUUCUCUGCUUUCUUUAAUAAUAAGUGCAUUAUUUCCUUUAAUUAUUUUUGUUAGUUACAUCAACAUCAUUGUCUCCAUACCUUCUUUGUUUUUGGUCCAUUUUUUAUGUCAGUCCUUUUUUCUUUACCCUUUUCUUUCUGCUGGACUUAGAUAUAUAUUAUGCAGCUGAGGAGAGGACAAACAGGUAGUCUGGGUGUCCUUUAAUGGCCUAAAAGCAAAACCAGGAAAGAAAAAGUACACUAUAAUAAAACCUCAUCUACACAUGAGGAAACACAGAAGCGCUAAAAAUCCAGAAUUUGAAAGUUUCAACAAGCACCAAAACUAUAAAUAUUAAAUAGGAACCAAAUUGGCAGCUAAAUAGGGCAGCAUGCACAGUGGUUAGCACUGUUGCCUCACAGCAAGAAGCCACUGAGUUCAAAUCCACCAUCUGAGUUUGCAUGUUCUCACAGUCUUUGUGUGGGUUCUGUCCAGGAGCUCCUGCUUCCUCUCACAGGCCAAAGACAUGCAGUUAGUGGGGUUAGGUGAACUGGUGAUUCUAAAUUGUCCAUAGGUUUUCAAGACUCUGUCAAACAGUCUUUAUGUGUGUAUUACUACUGUCGUACAUACUGAGAAAAAUGAGAACAUGUUUGGCAUUAGGUCAUUUGAAGUUUGGCUAUUUCUUUUAUCUGAUGAGAUUGCACUUCAAAUCAGUCACACCCAGUAGCAAGUUAGAUUCUUUCACGUUAAGCAAGAUCUUCUUAAUUUUAGGAUGACUGAUUAACAGUCUUUGGCAUUCUUUUAGAAAGAGUUCAGAGUGAACAGUAGUUCCUAAGUUAUAUUAAAAUGGAAAACAGGAGUUAUUGCUCCAAUAAAAAUCAGCUUACUUGACCAAGAUGAGAUGUAGUAUUUACUUUGACUUGCUGUAUUUGUUGUAUAGAUUCAGUAUUUUCUGUAAUCAGAUCCUGUCUUUCCUGGGAUUUCAGUAGUCUGCUGCUCUUUACUACAGUUGUCAUUGUCAUAGCAGACUACAUCCAACACACGUAUAAAACUACAUACAGCACACACAUUUAAUUUUGGUGAGUCCAUGGAAGUUGGAGUCUUGGUUUUCUGUUCUUAGCUGAGUGGAAUGGCACAUGGUGUGGUCUUCUACUACUUAAAGGUUCACCGUGCUGUGUGUUCAGAGAUGCUCUUCUGCAUACCUUGCUUGUCAUUAGUUGUCUUCUGCCUACAAUUCAAAACCUGUACAAUGUCAGGACCAUGUGGUGGGGAAGAAAUACUGGAGAUGAACCUUUGACCAUGGGCAUAAUCUCCCCUGUACUAGGAGCUGUAGCCCAUCAGGACCAGUACCCCUGGAAAUAAGAACAAUGUUUGAAAGUGUGUGAUAUUACCAUAACACUGAGCUGUGUACUUUGCACAUUAUGUUCACAGAUUUUGCACAUCUGUCCUUCCUAGUUUAUAAUGUUUAUUUAUUUUUGAACCCUACUCUUCUAAAUAUUUCUGUUUGUGUUUAUAUAGUUGUGUGAAAAAGAACAUUUUCACAGAAUUUGCAGCAGACCUGUGAAAAACUAAGCGUACCCUAUCAUUCAGGAACUUGUAGAACCAUCUUUAGCAGCAGUAACUUAGUCAUUUUAUCUGAGGAAUCAUUUCUUACAGUGCUUACAGUUGGCAGGCCUUUGUUUAUGCACAGGUUUCUAAAGUCCUGUGCAUAAUCACAGCAUUUCACACAUUUACUUUUUCAACCAUUCUGUUGUAUAUUUGCUGCUGUGGUUGGGAUCACUGUCCUGUUUCCAAACCCAGCUUCAGCCAAGCUUUACCUGUUGGGCAGAAUACCUUACUUUCUCAUUUCUUUUAGAGCUCAUUAACUGGUCAGAGACCAAUAAAGUUAAAUUAUCGUGAAGUUAAGCAAUAAUUCUGCUUUGAUAGAGCUGUAGGCUGGAUGCAGUUGUUGUUUCCAGGAUCAUCUUGGAGAAGGACUUUGUAGGAGAAUAUACUUUGUAUUGUGAA
This is a messenger RNA of Oreochromis aureus, 3654 nucleotides long. RefSeq names its product cytochrome P450 2J6-like. Gene Ontology annotation, cellular component: intracellular membrane-bounded organelle; cytoplasm. The record is from RefSeq and is a predicted model, not a curated record. The transcript is spliced from 10 exons. The coding region runs from base 75 to 1580 and encodes 501 amino acids. Gene Ontology annotation, molecular function: iron ion binding; heme binding; oxidoreductase activity, acting on paired donors, with incorporation or reduction of molecular oxygen, reduced flavin or flavoprotein as one donor, and incorporation of one atom of oxygen. NCBI's taxonomy places the organism in Eukaryota, Metazoa, Chordata, Actinopteri, Cichliformes, Cichlidae. Gene Ontology annotation, biological process: xenobiotic metabolic process.